AAUAGAGGGCGCCAUUGCAUUAUACCGGCAUGUGGAUGAUGAAAGUCGGAAGGGAAUUCCGAGCAAAUUGUGCUGUCAAACAUUGAUCUUUUUCAACUUCGCAAAGGCAAACGAGUUUGAGCAGUAACACCCUGACAUACCUGAGAUGGCGAUGAAGCUUUGUGCUAGUUUUGAAAACCCUCCAGUCGCUGCCUUGCUAGUUGCGGAGUACAUCAGCGGUGCAGUGAAUGUCAGCAUUGAAUGGGGCAAGACCACAAGCCUGAAGGUGUCUGACCAUCUGACAUGCACUAAUUCUGAAGUUAUCUGCCGCUAUCUGGCCCGGUUGUCUCCUAAUAAUGGAUUAUAUGGGAGCAGUCCCCUGGAAGCAACUGAGGUUGACCACUGGCUGGACUUCAGUAGUAACAGGCUUGGUCAGUGCGGAGAGUUCCCAGAAGCCAUAGGCUACCUGGAGAAGACCCUGGGUCCGCGUACCUACCUGGUUGGAAAGACUCUCUCUAUAGCAGACUUGGCAGUCUGGGGAGCUCUGAAAGGCAGUUCAACAUGGGCAGGUAUGCUGAAUAAAGGCCAGGGCCCUACUAACGUGACCCGCUGGUACAAGUUCAUCUCUGCUCAGAGUCAAGUCAAGAAAGUCUCCAACACUCUGCCCAACACUGCCCCUGCUGCUAGUAAACAGGAAAAAGCGGCAAAGCAGGCUGAUGUUGGUGGUUUCUUUGACUUGCCAGGAGCUGAGGAGGGCAAGGUGGUGGUAAGAUUCCCACCGGAAGCAAGCGGGUACCUGCAUAUCGGCCAUGCUAAGGCAGCGUUGCUCAACCAGUAUUACCAGGAACACUUUAAGGGCAAGCUUAUCAUGCGCUUUGAUGACACCAACCCGGCCAAGGAAGACAAGGAAUUUGAGAGGGUGAUAUUGGAGGAUGUUGCCAUGCUGGGCAUCAAGUAUGACCACUUCUCCCACACCUCGGACCACUUUGAUCUGAUCAUCCAGCAUGCCACGAAUCUACUGAAGGAAGGCAAGGCGUACGCUGACGACACGGAGGCUGAACAGAUGAAGAAAGAACGGGAGCAGAGAAUCGAGUCCAAGAACAGGCAGAAUUCGGUGGAGAAGAACCUUGAAGUUUGGGAGGAGAUGAAGAAAGCCACUCCCUUUGGUAGGCCCUGGUGCCUUAGAGUCAAGAUGGACAUGCAGUCGAACAAUGGAUGCAUGAGGGACCCGACUAUCUUCAGGUGUAAGGACGAGCCUCACGUCAAGACAGGAACCAAGUACAAGGUCUACCCAACCUAUGACUUUGCCUGUCCAAUCGUGGACUCCGUGGAGGGGGUGACCCACGCCCUGCGCACCACGGAGUACCACGAUCGCGACGAGCAGUACAACUGGUUCCUAGAGAACCUGAAGAUUCGUAAGGUCUUCAUCUGGGCCUACAGCCGGCUGAAUCUUCAGCACACGGUGCUGUCCAAGCGCAAACUGACAUGGUUUGUGCAGGAGGGGCUUGUGGAUGGAUGGGAGGACCCAAGGUUCCCCACCGUGCGCGGCGUUCUGAGGCGAGGAAUGACGGUGGAAGGGUUGAAGCUGUUCAUAGCAGCCCAGGGUUCGUCUCGGUCAGUGGUCAUGAUGGAAUGGGACAAACUCUGGAGCUUCAAUCGCAAGGUCAUCGACCCCAAAGUGCCUCGGUUCUUGGCUGUAGUGAAACAAGAUGCUGUACCAGUCAUGGUGGAAGGGGCAAAGGAGGAGUCCAAAGACGUGGCCAAGCAUCCAAAAAAUGAGUCCGUAGGAACGAAGAAAGUUUGGUACAGCAGCAAAGUCAUGAUUGACCAGGAGGAUGCCGCCAUCUUAAAGGAAGGAGAGGUCGUGACCUUUGUCAACUGGGGGAACAUUAUCAUCAAAAAGAUCAGCAAAGACAGCUCAGGGAAGGUCACGUCCAUUGAUGCGGUGCUUAAUCUGGAUAAUCAGGAUUACAAGAAGACCACCAAGCUGACCUGGCUAGCCGAGACUGAGAAGGCCCCCUUCAUCCCGGCCGUCAUGAUGCACUUUGAUGACAUCAUCAGCAAGGGCAUCCUGAGUAAAGACGACAACUUCAAGGAUUUCGUCAACAAAAAUACCAAGACUGAGACCAUGUUGCUGGGAGACCCAGAACUCACCACCUUGAAGAAAGGUGACAUCAUUCAGCUUCAGCGCAAGGGAUUCUUCAUAUGCGACCAAGCCCAUGAGGAACCAAGUCGGCAUAGUGGACGUGCCAGUCCCUGCAUCCUCUUCAAUAUACCUGACGGUCACAAGACAACCUCAAACGCAACAAGUAAAGCUCAAGUGCCCGCCAAGAACAACAAGAGCAAAAAGCAAGAGAAUCCAGCCCCGAGUCCGGGUACCGGACCAGCAGAGACUGGUGAUGUGAGCGCCCUCGUGAGUCAGAUUACUGCCCAGGGAGAUGUCGUCAGGAAACUGAAGACCGAAAAAGCCCCUAAGGAGACAAUUGAUGCUGCUGUCAAAGUUCUCCUCGGCUUGAAGGCCCAGUACAAGGCCCAGAUGGGUUCAGACUACAAGCCCCCGGCAGCCGGUAGCCAGAAAGCUGGUAACCCCAAGCCUAACCCAGCCAGUAACCCCAAACCAGCUGCAGCUGAGGCAGCAGGUCCCGAGGCGGCGGCCAUCGUUGAGAAAAUAACCGCCCAGGGUGAAAAAGUCCGCCAGCUGAAGACCGACAAGGCACCCAAGGAAACAAUAGAUGCUGAAGUGAAGACUCUCCUCAGCUUCAAAGCCGACUACAAAGCCCUGACCGGUAGCGACUACAAGCCCCCAGGGGGUGGUCAAAAGGCAGACAAGAAGGGAGACAAGAAGGCAGCCGACAAGCAGAAGGAGAAGAAAGGGGCGGAGUCAAAGAAAGGGGCAGAGUCAAAGAAAGGAGGGGAGAGGAAGAAGGAAGAAAGCAAAGAGGCAGCGGCAGCAGGAGCAGACAAGAAGCAGACGAGACUGGGCCUGGAAGUCAAGAAAGAGGAGAACCUAAGCGAAUGGUACUCGCAGGUCAUCACUAAGGCUGAGAUGAUUGAGUACUACGAUGUCAGCGGCUGCUAUGUCCUGCGCCCCUGGUCCUACUCUAUAUGGGAAGCCAUCAAGGAGUAUUUUGACCGCUGCAUCAAGGAGCUCGGCGUGGAGAACACCUACUUCCCUAUGUUUGUCUCUCAGAGUGCGCUGGAACGGGAGAAGGCACACAUCGCCGACUUCUCUCCAGAGGUUGCCUGGGUUACCAAGUCGGGCAAUACCGAAAUGGCAGAACCAAUUGCCAUCCGACCAACUAGCGAGACAGUGAUGUACCCAACAUAUGCCAAAUGGGUCCAGUCACACAGGGAUCUUCCAAUCAAACUGAAUCAAUGGUGCAACGUUGUGAGAUGGGAGUUCAAACACCCCCAGCCCUUCCUGCGCACCCGUGAGUUCCUCUGGCAGGAAGGCCACACGGCCUGGGCCAACCGCGCCGACGCAGUCGAUGAAGUCUACAAGAUCUUGGAGCACUAUGCCGAAGUGUACGAGUACCUCUUAGCCAUCCCCGUGAUCCGGGGAAAGAAGACCGUAAAGGAGAAGUUUGCCGGCGGAGAUUUCACUACCACUGUGGAGGCCUUCAUUUCGGCCAGUGGUAGGGCCAUUCAGGGUGCUACGUCGCAUCACCUGGGCCAGAACUUCUCCAAGAUGUUUGAUAUCAAGUUUGAGGACCCAAAUAAUGAGGGAUCUCAUGAGUUUGCUCACCAGAACUCGUGGGGUAUCACCACCCGGACCAUCGGUGUCAUGUGCCUCGUCCAUGGAGAUGACAGGGGGCUGGUACUGCCACCUCGAGUAGCUUGUGUACAGGUGAUCAUUGUGCCCUGCGGAAUCACCAAGACGACCACCAAUGAGGUGAAGGAGAAACUGCUCAGCAAAUGCGAUGAAUACGCAGCCAAACUCAAAGCAGCCGGGAUCAAAGUGCGUCAAGACAACCGGGACAACUACAGCCCUGGCUGGAAAUACAAUCACUGGGAACUCAAGGGUGUGCCAAUCCGUGUAGACCUAGGCCCACGUGAUGUCGAGCAGAAAGAGCUUGUGUUGGUGCGCCGGGAUACCAGGGACAGAUUCACCUACAAAGAGAGCGAGGCAGUCAGCAAGGUCAAGGAGAUGUUGGAAGAUAUCCAAAACAACCUCUAUGCCAAGGCAAGCAAGGACAUGAAUGACCACCUGAAAGUGGUCACAACUUGGGACGACUUCUGCUCAAAUGUGGAAAAGAAAAAUCUUAUCCAAGCUCCCUUCUGUGGAGAUAUGUCAUGUGAAGACAAGAUUAAGAAGGAAAGUGCAAGGGGUCAAGAUGUGGAAGUUGGGGCGCCCUCGAUGGGUGCCAAGGGUCUAUGCAUCCCCUUCAAGCAGCCGGCUGAGAUUGCCAAGGACACCAAGUGCGUUCACCCAGACUGCGACAAGCCUGCUAAGUUUUACUGUCUAUUCGGACGGAGCUACUAGACCAAAUGUCUCCCCAGUUGUUAAGAAUGAAUUCUCCACAUUUCACUUAACUGUCAUUAUUCUUUAACAUUGCUUGUGUCAGAUGGGUUAACAAAUUACAGAUAAAGCGGCUGAGGUUUUUUUUUUUUAAAUUGUAGAAUCCGAACUACUCAAAAGGCCAACAAUUCUAUGAUUUUUUUUAAGUUAGGAGUUUUCUUAACGGUUGCAGUGUAGUUAACACUCUUGUUUCCUUUUAGGUGAUUCCAUGGGUUUUCUUAUCAAUACAUAAAGGAAUACAGGGGCGAAUGAAUACACGAAAGUCACACAUCUCUGUCAUCAAAUUCGGAAGAAUUUUUUUCUGUGUUUGUUCCUGCCAUGUAAAUCCAUUACACUAAUACACAUGUACAAACACUUAAUGUAUUUGUUCGCAACAGCACAAGAUUAAAAACAACGGUCAAGUGUAUAUUUCAGAUAAAUGCUGAACAAAAUUUUUACAAAACAAGCACAAAAACUGUACUUUAAACACACUUGACUAACAAAUCUCAGAUAAGCACUGAAACAGAUUCUAGAUUCUAUUUAGGGUAAAAAAGGGCAUCUGCUGAAGUGUCUAUGCACACUGUGGCCAUAAUCUUACCAGAUUUUUUUUUGUGCAUGCUAAACGGAAUGUUUUAUUGCCAUUCGCUAAAUGUUUCACACUUUGGCCACACCCAAUGGUAUAGUUCUAGAGAAAUAUAUACUACAGAGACGUUAUUACAUGCUUAAUGUUUAUGUUUAUUAUAGCUAUAUACAAGUCUUACUUCUAAAGUACUAAAUAUUGUUAUUCUAUUUUGGUGUUUUUUCUGCAUGCUGGUCUUUUCGAAAGUUAUUUUUGUUCACUAAAUGUUCUUGUUAAUUUCUUUUUGGUUCGUUUAAGAAUAUUCUGGUUUAGAUGGCCAAUACCAGAAACAGCACUUCAGCACUAUCAACAAGUAUUUUCCUUGGUUAUGUUUUUAUGUCACUCUAAUUCUACAUCCAAAAAAAGUCAGUGAAAUCAUCAUGUUUUCGAAACUAAUUCUUAUUAGGCGUAGGUGUACCUGUCCUUACUUUUUCCUUAGAGAAGUUUCGUAAAUUUCAACAGUUUUUACAACGAAUGCAAUGAAUCAUGCCUUAUAGUUGAAUAAACAGCAAUUCAAACUGGACAAUGA
Molecule: messenger RNA, 5625 nt
Organism: Patiria miniata (bat star)
Lineage: Eukaryota; Metazoa; Echinodermata; Asteroidea; Valvatida; Asterinidae
Product: bifunctional glutamate/proline--tRNA ligase-like
Exons: 31
Coding region: 146-4462 (1438 amino acids)
Biological process (GO): glutamyl-tRNA aminoacylation; translation; prolyl-tRNA aminoacylation
Cellular component (GO): aminoacyl-tRNA synthetase multienzyme complex; cytoplasm
Molecular function (GO): proline-tRNA ligase activity; glutamate-tRNA ligase activity; ATP binding
Source: RefSeq, a predicted model, not a curated record